UUCUCCGUUUAAAUAUCUGGAAACACCCCUCUGUUUCUGUCACCAUAUCUAUCAACACCAACAACUCUUUCUCUCAAUCUUCAAGCGCAAUUCUCUAAUUAUUCUUUUAAUUUCUUAUUUUCCGCAUUUAUUUAAUUUAUUUAUUUAUUUAAUUUUCUGUACUGUUAUCUAUUUUUCUCACGAGAAAAUCCCCAAAUACAUCAAUGGCGGAAAUGAAAGACGCUCACAUCGUCGAAAUUCCAGUAGACGAAGAGCACCAGCAGAAACUCUCCUCCGCCUUGCAAACGAUCUCCGCCAUCCAGAACCAUCCACUGGCGGAGAUCUCCCAAAGCUCCGGCCACUUUCUGCUCCUCAAGCUCUGGCAGAGAGAAGAGGAUAUCUCCGGCCGGAGAAUCUCCCGGAAGGAAUCUAGAAAGGACGCGGUCGGGAGAGAAAUCUUCCAGCUCUGCUGCUUCUUCUUCGUAUUCCACGGCCUAUUCCUCACGAUCCUGUUCGCAUCGUCCUCCUCGGUGGCCGGCGAUCGGUGCCAAAAGUGGUGGAUACCUUCGAUUUUGUCGCUCUGCACCUCCCUCGUGCUUGUGUUCCUCGUUCAAUUGAAGCUUUGCAGGUACUGGAAAGUGGAUCGGCAGUUGCAGAGGGAUCGGGCCGAGGGCCGGGCCCUGACCAGGUGCAUUCAGGAAUUGAGGAUGAAAGGUGCCAGCUUCGAUCUGAGCAAGGAGCCGUUGAUUAACGGGAAGAGAUUGAAGAGCUCGAGCGUCGAGAUCAAAUGGAGGCCGCUCACUUGGUGCUCGAAUUAUAGAGUGACUGUUUUUCUUUUUUGUUUUGCAGGUUUAGUUUUGCCCUGCUGCAGAUUCAUCCUCUGUGCUUGAAGAUGAUUUCAUCCAUUGAGCUGCUGCUUUUUCUCAAACCCCAAAAAUAAGUGAAAGAUGUGGAAUGGCUACUUUGCAUUGGUUCAUUUCUUUACAAGGGGAAUGAAGCUCUCUUGGUCCGAUUGUUCUAUUCUCCAUCGACGAAAUCACGACAUAGAAAGAUUACACACGCGUUUUGUUACGAGUUCAAACUGACAACAGACAAGAAGAAGAAUUGUCUCGUUGGAGUCGAAAUGUGAUAUAGAAACACUGCUUGUGUACCAAUUUUAUGAUCAGAAUUGAAAAUCCCUUGUGUACAUAGCAAACACAAUUGAACAACGAUAAAUUAAUAAUCUCGUUUAACGAAUAAUUUUUCCCGGUCCCGCCUCGUAGUAAACGUAUUCAAUUAUUAGUUCGACCUGAAUUAGUUCAUAGAGAGUUUGUUGUUUGGGGAAGGAUUUCAUUUAAGCUGGGAUAUGAUUUGCCAGGAAAUACUUUAAAAUCACAGAUUGUUUGGACUUUUGCUAUUAUUAAAAGUUACUUCUGCUA
Messenger RNA from Erythranthe guttata (spotted monkey flower), 1397 nucleotides. Its product is annotated as RNA polymerase II elongation factor. NCBI's taxonomy places the organism in Eukaryota, Viridiplantae, Streptophyta, Magnoliopsida, Lamiales, Phrymaceae. The record is from RefSeq and is a predicted model, not a curated record.